ACAUAAGCUUCGCCUUCAAGUCCCAUCUUUUGUUUACUAUGCUGAGCCUGCCUCCUCCACACACAACGCGGAGUAUAUUCCGACCGGUUCGUCGGGAGGCAAACGGUGUUCGACUGCCAACUCUGAAAAUCCCUAGAUCUUUGACACGAGCCAAUAAUUAGCAGCACGCGCCUCAUCAUCAAUUUUUCCUGGAUCAUUAAUAUCAAUCAUCAUAUUUUUAUUCUUCAACAUCCAAUCAUGCAUUCACUCUAUAGUGGCGCCGUUUCUGAUAAACAUAACGAACGUGUGUCAGGGCUCAUCCUAGUCUCAGUUUGCUUGAAACUCCCGAGAGUGUUGGUUCAACGUGUACAAUAUCAAAAGUGAAAUUAUUAUUUUUCUACAAAUAUUUUAUUUUUGAGAAGAACAUCGACGCAGGAGAUGAGGAACAUUCGUAUUCAUAAUUUUUUACCACAUCGCUGAAUGAUCCUAAAUAAAUCGCAAGAUUUUUGGAUUCACGCGCGCGAAAAAGAAAUAAGGAGGAAAAAAGCUCUCAAAAAAUGACUUCCGUUCUUCCCGAUCAACAUCAGAGAAAUGUCGUUCGAAUAAUGAAGCAGAAAUCACAAAAUCAAAAGACAUCAAAUCAUUCAGGAAGAGAGGAAACUCGAUCAUUUCUAAAAUUUUCACGUGAAAAUUUAAGUCUAUCAAAUUCGGAUCUUGAGCAGGGUUUUAAUAAAACAAAAUUCCGCAUUGACAAACAUACAAUAAUCAGUGUGACGGCUUUGAUUUUGGCAUUGUCCUGCGUUGCCGUUGAAAUUUGCCGAUUAAAAUGGAUUGUGGACAAUUCGAGGGAAAUGGAAAUUCUCAAACGUGAUGUUGACACUUUGAAGCAUAGACUUUUGGAGGAGGAUCUUCUUGAUGAAUUGAAAGCAUUCGAAGAAAAGCUUUACUCAGAGGGCAGUGAUGACGAUGAUCUCGAUAUGGAAAAUAUCGAUUAUGAUUAUAAUUACGAUGACGAGUCUCACGAUUACACUGAUUAUCAAGCUCUGGGACUUGCCACUCAAGCGACAAAUCUUUCUCAAGGAGCUAAAGCGUCAAAUAUUUCCGAUCACGAUCUCGAUGAAAUUUUAGUGGCUCUUCGUCGAAUGGAAGUGAAACGAAGUCGUGAUCUCGAAAGAUGUUUACGGGAGAAGAUCAAAAGUGUCGAACGUGAUAAAGUGUCAAAAGAGAGGAAAGAGGAAAAACAAAUCGAAAACGAGGAGAGCGAAAAUGAAAAAGUAGACAACGAUAAGAAGAAAGGCUUGAAAGAAAAUGCAGAAGUAGAAGAAGAAGAAGAACCGGAAAAUAUUCAAACUUUCACAAAAGUCACGAAAUUAAAUAUAACCGAUAUGAAAAUCUCAGCGGAAAUGAAACAAAAGAGAUCGAUUUUAGGAGCUGAGGACAUUGAUAAUUAUCAGAGUGAUCCAAUUUACGAGAUACCGAAAGAAUUGUCAAUUAAUAAUAAUAAUAAUAAUCGAACCCGAAAGCAGAGGAAUCGAAAUAUAGAGUCGAGUACUAAUAGAAAUGAAACCAAAGUCAAAAAUGAUUCAAUAGGUCAGACGAUGACGACGAGGCAGAAAUCAUUGUCGAAAAAGUUUUUUACCAAAUCAAGAUCUGAAGAAAUUGAGGAAGAGACGAAAGAACACAAUGAGAAUUCUCGGGACGAUGUCGAUUCAUUGACUUUAAAGAAAGAAGAGGGGCUUGGAAUUAAAAAGAAUCGCAAGAAGCUACUUUGGGAUCGUGUCAAACACGAUAAUGCAAAAAUCAAAAAACUCAAAGAGAAUCUAAAAGAAGCUAUUGCUUCGCGAUCGCAUGGUCGAGGAAUAUCGAAGCGUCAUCUGAAGGUUCCAAGGCAGGUAUUUGCGGUGCAUUACGGAGGCGACAGCAGUCUCUUUUCUGAUGAAGAUGAACAUACGGGAAACGGAAGAGCAAAACACAGUGAAGGUGUCUUCAAGGCUUGGCAAGCAAGCGAUUGGGUAACGGAACUAGGAAUGAACAGACAUUUCUUCUUGGGCGAAAAUGGAAAGCUUUUUGUUCAAGAACCAGGUUUAUAUCUCGUCUAUGCACAAAUUCAUUAUCUCGAUGAGCACGAUGAAAAUGGAUUUCACAUGUUGGUCAAUGGUAGACCAGUUCUCCAGUGUAUGGUUUACAGUCCGGGAACGGGACACAAAAGUCGUUCCUGUUUUUCGGCACAAAUCACAGUUUUACAAUCAGGGGAUCAUAUAGUUUUAAAAGAUGUGGCCUCGGCUAGAUACACACUUUUCCAAGAGGAUAAAAGUUUCUUCGGUCUCGUCAAACUUGGAGACUGGAGACAACAACAAAAGCAUCAGCAACACACUGUUUCACCCUAAAAGUAUUUUUUUUCUCUAAAAAAUGGUGAGUUUCUGAAAUUAUUUCCGCGAGCUGCAAUUAAUUAGAAACUAAAUUAGAAAAAACAAUGUUCAUUUCUAUUUUAUUUUUUGAUUAUUUGUAGGUAAUAAUAACAAAUUAUAAAUUUGUUUAAAAUUAAAUUAAUUUUGACUAAUUUUAAAAUCCGACAAUUCGAAUCGUUCGAAACGAUUAUUUAUUAUAAUCUUGAUAUAAUUUUUGAAAAAUAAGAAAAUAACGGAAGACAUUUUAAAAAAAAUGAAUUCCUAAAUUAUUUAUAAAAAAUGAGCUUCUAAAUGUAAUAAUUCGAUUAUUUGAUAUUAGAGUAAUUAUUACAAAAAAAAUGUUAUUAGCCAGAUCUCAUACAAUUUACGUGAUUUUUAUACCGAAGCCAAUGUAAAUAAAUUUUUAAGCUUUAAUAAAGCGUUUGUAAUUUUCA
Messenger RNA from Leptopilina heterotoma, 2821 nucleotides. RefSeq names its product MATH and LRR domain-containing protein PFE0570w-like (gene egr). The record is from RefSeq and is a predicted model, not a curated record. The transcript is spliced from 7 exons. Gene Ontology annotation, molecular function: tumor necrosis factor receptor binding; receptor ligand activity. Gene Ontology annotation, cellular component: membrane. Gene Ontology annotation, biological process: immune response. NCBI's taxonomy places the organism in Eukaryota, Metazoa, Arthropoda, Insecta, Hymenoptera, Figitidae. The coding region runs from base 537 to 2366 and encodes 609 amino acids.